Molecule: messenger RNA, 897 nt
Organism: Toxorhynchites rutilus septentrionalis
Lineage: Eukaryota; Metazoa; Arthropoda; Insecta; Diptera; Culicidae
Product: general odorant-binding protein 45-like
Exons: 1
Coding region: 14-886 (290 amino acids)
Biological process (GO): sensory perception of smell
Molecular function (GO): odorant binding
Source: RefSeq, a predicted model, not a curated record
GACGGUUCCGAUAAUGACAGUCUCUUGUUGGUACCGAUUGUGUGUAGUUUUGAUGUUGACACUAGCGCCAUUGUCUCUGUGUACAGCUGACACCCCAAACGAAGCCCUGCUGCAGGCUCAAACGACCUGCGUGCGUUAUUUAGGAAUCUCCGAGUCGCGUUUGGUUCAGUACAAUGCAAGUUUCUACCCACCGGACCGGGACACGAUGUGCAUGAUCCGUUGCGUAGGGAUAAUGCUCGGAUUCUGGGAUGAUGAAAAAGGCUUACUGCUUAAUAGCGCCCGUCAGUUCUUCCCUACCGGAAACGAUGUGGGGCUCUUCUCCCAAAAGGUCCUCCAAUGCAUCGAGCGCAAACUGACUUCCUACAACCCUUCGGAUGCCUGUGCCAGGGCUUACCACUCAUUCCGCUGCGCCAUGCGGAGCAUCGACCAGCCGAACACAAUCGAAAAACUAACGCCGGAGAAAUUCGUACGCGCGUUGGUCACUUGUGCAAAGAUUCUCCGCAUUCCUCCGAACCAUCUCAAGCUGUACAAGCAGGGAAUUUUCCCGGACGACACGGAAACUCGCUGUCUGCUGCGGUGUUUUGGUAUCCGUACCGAUCUCUACAGUGACACCGAUGGGCCGAACUUGGAACGACUUCAUGCCCAGUUUGCGGAGGAUCAACCGCUGGAGGACUUCAAAACACGGGCGAAGAUGUGCAUCGAAGCCAAUCGCCCGAUGAUCAAGGAUAACUGCACAGCAGCCUACCGUAACUUGUAUCUUUGCUUCAAACAGUACUUCAAUGCGUUCAUCACCAGGAACCGGGCAGCGUUGCUGAACCUCUCGCCAGCACCUGCUGCGCCGGGUGAAAUGCGACCCGAUAUGUUAGUAUACCGAGACGAUAUUUAAUAAAUUCCUAA